Molecule: messenger RNA, 747 nt
Organism: Cutaneotrichosporon oleaginosum
Lineage: Eukaryota; Fungi; Basidiomycota; Tremellomycetes; Trichosporonales; Trichosporonaceae
Cellular component (GO): cytosol
Molecular function (GO): holo-[acyl-carrier-protein] synthase activity; magnesium ion binding
Source: RefSeq, a predicted model, not a curated record
AUGCGCGUCUUCGCACUCAAGGUGCCGCCGAGCGUCGCCGAAGACACGCUCGACCGGCUCCUGCACCAUCUGCCGGAGGGCGCGCAGGCGCGUGUCCGCAAGUUCCGGCACGCGGACGACGCGGUGCGCUCCGUCGCCGGCCGCCUCCUCCCCACAUGGUAUUUGCGGCGGAGCGGCCUCGUCCCGGCCCCCAGCCACCCGGAGUACGCGACGGGCGCGCGCGGCAAGCCGUACCUCGCGGCACCGGGGCUGGCGCACGCGCUCGACUUUAACACGAGCCACGAGGGCGCGUACGUCCUCCUCGCUGUGGCGCGGGGCGACGUCGGCGUGGACGUCAUGGACUUGCCGCGCGACCCGGACGAGCUCGAGGCCUCUGUCGCGUACACGAUGACGCCGCGCGAACGACACGCGGUCGCGGGCGCGCGCGGGCGCGUCAAGGCUAAACUGCUCACUACGUUAUGGACGGUCAAGGAGGGGUAUACCAAGGCGAUAGGGGAGGGGAUCGCGUUCGGGCUGGAUAGGAUAGAGGUGGAUUUGGGGGACGGCGCCGUCGCGGGCGUGCGGGUUGAUGGGCGCGAUGUGCGCGAGAACGGGUGGCGCUGGGUGGUGGGCAGCCUUGACGAGGGCGCGUAUGGGUAUGCUGUUAUUUGGCGCGAGGACGAGGGAGAGAGCACGGCGGUCGAGGUCGAGACGGUACGCUGGGACGAGUUUGUUCGCGCGUUCAUUGGGAACGGCGGGGCAUGGUAG